Pipistrellus nathusii (Nathusius's pipistrelle) is the source of this 660-nucleotide messenger RNA. NCBI's taxonomy places the organism in Eukaryota, Metazoa, Chordata, Mammalia, Chiroptera, Vespertilionidae. The record is from the annotation of a GenBank genome assembly.
AUGGAAGGGGCCCGGCCCCCGCCGCCCGGGGACCCGCUGGAGCUCUCGGUGCUCGAGGGGCAGCCAGACGAGCAGACGCCUCUCAAUGGAGCCGCUCAGGUCAUCCCUGUCCCCUUUUCGGCCGAGGAGCCCCGUCCAGCCCAGGCUAACCAGAAAAGCCCUUGGAGCUCCUGCAAUAGGCCUUUGUUUGGAAAGUGUAAACUGUGGAUGGCCAUCGCCUUUAUCUUCCUCGGUUUCAUUGUAGUGAUCAUCAUAAGCUUAUGUCUUUUUGGAGUAACUUACAUCGAUGAAGAUGAAAAUGAAAUACUUGAGUUAUCAUCAAAUAAAACAUUCUUGGUCAUGCUAAAGAUUCCAGAGGAGUGUGUUACUGAAGAGGAAUUGCCUCACCUGCUCACGAAAAGGCUCACAGAUGUGUACAGCUCAUCCCCAGCUCUGAAUCGUUAUUUUACUUCAGUGGAAAUAAUGGACUUCAGAGAGGAAAAUGCCACAAUAACCUACCACCUGCAGUUUGGGGUCCCGUGGGAAGAUGACAGUUUUAUGAAGUAUAUGAUGAGUGAGGAAUUGGUGCUGGGCAUUUUGCUACAGGAUUUCCAUGAUCAGAACCUGUCUGGCUGUGAGACUCUGGGGCUUGAUCCAGAGGCUCUACGAGUGACGUGGUAG